Centropristis striata (black sea bass) is the source of this 1982-nucleotide messenger RNA. It is a transcript of the gene lpar1, whose product is annotated as lysophosphatidic acid receptor 1. Gene Ontology annotation, biological process: neurogenesis; phospholipase C-activating G protein-coupled receptor signaling pathway. The record is from RefSeq and is a predicted model, not a curated record. Gene Ontology annotation, cellular component: membrane. The transcript has 3 exons. Gene Ontology annotation, molecular function: lysophosphatidic acid receptor activity. The coding region runs from base 377 to 1435 and encodes 352 amino acids. Lineage: Eukaryota; Metazoa; Chordata; Actinopteri; Perciformes; Serranidae.
UGUGAAGCCGCCGCGCCAGCGCAGAGAGGCACGGAGACGCAGCUGAGAGCAUCAAGGCGACUUCAUCUGGAAACAAAUCAAUACAAAAACCUGCAAAACAGGGACAACACGGCGGGAAAAAGACACAAGAGGAGGUAUUUUGUGCACGGACAUAAAAUGAAAGGGUUACCUGGCUGUUUUUUGGAUUUGGAGUCUUUUAUUACACGGCUGCGACUUUGACACAAGAGUUGCGCAGGCAGGCACAGUCUCUAGGAGUUGUCUGUUGGAGGAAUUUCAGGCUCCCAGAAUCAAACUUGAGUUGAACAUCCAAGAACCGCUCAGGGAGUAACUACCUACUGCUUCCAUUGGAAAGAAACACAAAAGCACCACUGCCACCAUGGACGAGGAACAGUGCUACUACAAUGAGACCAUCGCCUUCUUCUACAACCGCAGCGGCAAGUACCUCGCUACUGACUGGAACGCCGUCAGCAGGCUGGUGAUGGGGCUGGGCAUCACCGUGUGCAUCUUCAUCAUGCUCGCCAACCUUCUGGUGAUGAUCGCCAUCUACGUCAACAGGAGGUUCCACUUCCCCAUCUACUACCUGAUGGCCAACCUGGCAGCUGCUGACUUCUUUGCUGGACUGGCCUACUUCUACUUGAUGUUCAACACGGGACCCAACACCAGGCGUCUGACUGUUUCCACGUGGCUUCUGCGCCAGGGCUUGAUAGAUACCAGCCUGACAGCGUCCGUGGCUAACCUGCUCGCCAUCGCCAUUGAGCGCCACAUUACGGUGUUCCGCAUGCAGCUACACACGCGCAUGAGUAACCGGCGUGUUGUCGUGGUGAUUGUCAUAAUCUGGACCAUGUCCAUCGUCAUGGGGGCCAUCCCCAGCGUCGGCUGGAACUGUAUCUGUAGCAUUAGGUCUUGUUCCAAUAUGGCGCCGCUUUACAGCAACUCCUACUUGAUCUUCUGGGCAGUGUUUAAUCUGGUGACUUUUGUUGUCAUGGUGACGCUAUAUGCCCACAUCUUUGUCUACGUACGCCAGAGGACCAUGAGGAUGUCGCGGCACAGCUCUGGACCACGACGCAACCGAGAUACCAUGAUGUCUCUGCUGAAAACCGUGGUGAUUGUGUUAGGUGCCUUCAUCAUCUGCUGGACCCCCGGCCUCGUCAUCCUCCUCCUCGACGUCUUCUGCGCCAGCUGCAACGUCCUCACCUACGAGAAGUUCUUCCUGCUUCUCGCCGAAUUCAACUCGGCCAUGAACCCCAUCAUCUACUCGUACCGCGACAAGGAGAUGAGCGCCACCUUCAGGCAGAUACUCUGCUGUCAGCGGCAGGAGAACGUCAACGGGACGGUGGCGGAGGGAUCCGACCGCUCGGCGUCUUCCAUCAACCACACGGUGCUGAGCGGCGGUCUGCACGGCCACCACCACCACAACGAACACUCGGUGGUAUAAAGGAGCGCUGAAGGGUUCAACCAACUGUUUGAAGGGGUUGAUCUGUUUAUUUGGAGAUACUGACUGAAAGAAGGCAGCACGGGACGGUCAAGAGGGACAUGAAUGGUAUGAACUACAGACAGAAACGUGGUGAAGUGAAGAGAAAGAAAAGAAAGAUGGAGAAGAAAAGAUGAUAUGAAGAAAAGGAAGAUGACAAGACUUUCUCGCUGUGUGGAGUCUCAUCUUCAAGGACUCUGAUAGGCUGUUAGUAUUUUUGUUUUAGUUGUUUAUUGUUUUCUAAUUUUUUUUUAAAUGUGUUGUUAUGGACAACGCUGAUAUGAACUAUUUAAAAGUAAUCUGUGAAAUGAAGGUAAUGCCAGUACUCUAACUUUUUAUCCUGUAGUUGUGGGUUUCAGACUUUUUCCCUUCGAUCCAGAUUCUUAUGAAAGGUCUCAUAAUAUCAUGCACCAAUCAUGUCUUCAAAAAAUGAUGUUCCCAUUCAACUUAAUUGCUUUUUCAUUGAUAUACACCAUGGUUACUUUACACAAAACUGCUUUGUUAGGUUUAG